Molecule: messenger RNA, 2175 nt
Organism: Strongylocentrotus purpuratus (purple sea urchin)
Lineage: Eukaryota; Metazoa; Echinodermata; Echinoidea; Camarodonta; Strongylocentrotidae
Product: protein rolling stone
Exons: 3
Coding region: 183-1010 (275 amino acids)
Cellular component (GO): membrane
Source: RefSeq, a predicted model, not a curated record
AUUAUUUCCAUACAUACAACGCCUUUCUCAUUCAGUUUUGGUACAUACAUCAAUUACUGCUUUGGUUUUUUCCGUCAAAACGGGAAGUUCCCAUUGCCCGGUUUUAUCGUCCACAUCAAAAGUGUUUUCAAAAUUGUGGCAGGAUAUUAACAUUCGAACAUCUCUAUCAGACAUUUAUCAAGAUGUGUGACGCAGAUACAUGUUCCGCCUGUGAUUUUGACACUAGAUAUCCGAGCAGCAUAGUCAGACCAUUGUGUGGUUCCCACGCCAAGUUGUCAUUUGUGGUGUAUCGUCUGCUAGUAGCGGCUUACUUCGUUGUGUUUUUAGUGAUUCAUCUGUCUACAGCCAUCGCGGGAGUGAUUGGAUUAAAGAUCUUCAUCUAUCUAUCUGACUGGACUCUUAUCCUCACCACAUUCUAUGUGAUUGUUGCCUUCCUGAAUGCUGUAGGCGACUAUGCCUACUACCACUGGUAUGGCAUGUAUCUCAACGAUUACAAUGAUGAGCCUCCUAUCCUGUACAGACUACAAUGGUGUCUCUUCAGCAUAUGUAUCAACAUCUCCUUCCUCAUCCUCGUAUCCUUCUGGCCAACCGUCGGCGUUGAUCUACCUACCUACAAACUAGCCGAGAACAUCAACGUACAUGCACUACCUGCCGUCAUCCUAUUCAUAGAUCUCAUGGUGACGGCCAUACCCAUUCGUUUCUUACAUGUAGUCUAUCCCUUAGUAUAUGGGUGUGUUUAUCUGACCUUUGCAGCAAUCUACUGGGCAUCUGGCGGAACAGACCCGUAUGGACGUCCAUAUAUCUAUGGCAUAUUGGACUUCAACCAUGCCAGGACCGUGGGGCUAGUCAUCGUCGGGGAGACUGUAGGCGCAGUGGUGUUUCAGUGGAUGUUUGUAGGAUUGAAGAUGUUGAGGAACAAGAUGGCUGACGAUUGUAACUGUUCUGAAAGGGUUCGAUCACCUGAAAUCAUACCUUUAACAGAAUUGGCUAUGGUUACUUCAUAUUCUUGACUUUCACUCUGUACUAAUAAUUCCUAGACUGAUAAGGCCUGUAUGUGAUAGGUGCCUAACUGUGAGAUCAUCUAGAAGUAAAAGAUUGACCGGUGAUGGUGGGACUUAUUUAGUGGGAUAUAGGUGUGUAACUGUGAGAUCAUCUAGAAGUAAAAGAGCGACUGGUGAUGAUGGGACUUAUUUAGUGGGAUAUAGGUGUGUAAAUGUGAGAUCAUCUAGAAGUAAAAGAGCGACUGGUGAUGGUGGGGCUUAUUUAGUGGGAUAUAGGUGUGGAACUGUGAGAUCAUCUAGAAGUAAAAGAUUGACCGGUGAUGGUGGGACUUAUUUAGUGGGAUAUAGGUGUGGAACUGUGAGAUCAUCUAGAAGUAAAAGAGCGACUGGUGAUGGUGGGACUUAUUUAGUGGGAUAUAGGUGCCUAACUGUGAGAUCAUCUAGAAGUAAAAGAUUGACCGGUGAUGGUGAGAUUUAUUUAGUGGGAUAUAGGUGUGUAACUGUGAGAUCAUCUAGAAGUAAAAGAGCGACUGAUGAUGGUAGGACUUAUUUAGUGGGAUAUAGGACAUAUAACAUUUCAUUUCACCAUAUUCUAAAAAAUGGUUUAGAAUAACCUUUUUUCUUUUAUACGUUAUUCAAAUCAUGAACAUUUCUUGAUAUAGCUUUGAACCUGGCCCUUCUUUCUUCCUGACACCCCACCUUUUUUCUUUCUCUCUCUCUCUCUCUCUUUCUCUCUGUUUCUCUGAUAUCCCCAUUCUCUCUCUCAUUGAUAACCACCCCUCUCUAUCUCUUUCUCUUCCAAUAUUUUUUCUCCUUAGAAUAUUUCCCAUGCCAUUUUUCCUUACAUUUAGCUUAGGGCAAGUGUAUAUACAUAAAGAGAACUAUUCAGAAUAAUAAUACUGCCAAUAAAUGAUGAUAAUUUAUUACUUCAAAUAUAGAUUAUAUUACCUGACAUUGUUACAUGGGUGAAAAAGCAUCAUUGAAGUUUCAAAUUCAGGAGAUCAUAAACUUUCUUGACAAGUAUCUUUUAAAAACCUUUUUUUUGUGUGUUACCUACUCUCUUUAAUUUCACUACAUCUAUUCUAAAAAAAUUGAAACAUGCAAGUUCCCGAGAAAUAAUACAUUUUAAAAAAAUGCAUGUAAUAAGUAACAAAUUCCACUGGUUUACAGCAAA